Stegastes partitus (bicolor damselfish) is the source of this 12236-nucleotide messenger RNA. RefSeq names its product collagen alpha-1(XII) chain-like. The record is from RefSeq and is a predicted model, not a curated record. Gene Ontology annotation, molecular function: protein binding. Bases 228 to 10787 code for a protein of 3519 amino acids. The transcript is spliced from 77 exons. NCBI's taxonomy places the organism in Eukaryota, Metazoa, Chordata, Actinopteri, Pomacentridae.
UCUUCCCACUUGGAAAGAGGCUCGCCGACGCGUCUGGGAACCAAAACCCGCAGAGCUCUCUGACUUCAACACCGGACCACCUCACUCUCCCCUUUUUCAGGCUUGGGGGUCUACAGCAAAGGCUUAAACUUUUUUUUAUUGGUAAUUUUUUUCCAUCAAAACUAAAGAAAUUCCACCAGCCUCCUCUAUAGCUUCAUUCAUGUGCUGCUGAGCCAGAGGAGCUGAAGAUGAAGAGCAGGCUGUCUCUGGCGGCGGCGGCUGCCCUCCUGGCGCUGCUGCUGUCCUCCUCUCAGGCCCAGAACCAAGUGGACGCUCCGUCAGAUUUGAGGUUUAAGAUUUUAAAUACAAACACAGUACAAAUGAUCUGGAGCAGACCGCGGUCGAGGAUACAAGGCUACAGAAUACAAGUGACCUCAGACACAGGAGAACCAACAAAAGAAUUUACUCUGCCUGCAUCUGCGACUAAGACCUCCAUCUCAGACCUGAGUCCAGAUGUGGAUUAUGUCGUAACGAUAGCCGCGUACGCCGGAUCAGAGGAGAGUCUGCCCAUCUCCGGCCAGAUCACAAUUGAGUCAAGUGGCAGCUCAAGAGGAACUUCCAAGAAACCAGACCCUUCAGAUUCAGUCAAAUGCUCUGCGACCACCGUCGCUGAUGUGGUGUUUUUGGUGGACGGCUCCUGGAGCGUCGGCAGGCCCAACUUCAGAUACAUCCGCAACUUUAUCUCAGCAGCAGCCGGAGCCUUUCAGAUUAGCGAGGAUGGAACCCGGGUUGGUGUGGUCCAAUACAGCGACGGCGCCAGAACUGAGUUCAAGCUGAACGAACACCUGAGUCGACCGGUGCUGCUGCGGGCCAUCGGCUCGCUGCCGUACAAAGGAGGCAACAGCAUGACAGGCGACGCCCUUGACUACCUGCUGAAAAAUACUUUCACUGAGGCUGCCGGUGCCAGGGAGGGUUUUCCCAAAGUGCUGGUGAUCAUCACAGAUGGCAAAUCUGAGGAUCCAGUGGAGCUUUAUGCAAAGCAGCUCAGGAGCAGGGGGGUGGAGAUCUUUGUUCUCGGUAUCCAACAAGCUGAUGAAGACGAGAUGAAGCUGAUGGCCUCCACCCCUCACAGAAGCCACGUCUUUUCCGUUGCUAACUUCGACAUGAUCAAGAAUGUGCAGAAAGAGCUCAUCACUCAGGUGUGCGCUGGCGUUGACGAUCAAGUCAACUCACUUGUCAGCGGAGAAGAAGCCAUUGAGCCAGCCUCUAACCUCCGAGUCGUGGAGGUGGCCUCCAAGUCCAUGCGACUGAUUUGGGACGCUUCUAUGGGAUACGUUUCCAGAUACAGAAUUCAAAUGAUCCCCAUGAUGACCGGCAGUAAGCAGCAGGAUCUAUACGUGGGUCAAGGUCAGACCUCAGUGGUGGCCAGAGAACUUUCUCCAGACACAGAGUACCAGAUCAAUCUGUUCGCCCUGAGGGAGCUGGCGUCCAGUGAGCCUGUCACAAUCAUGCAGAAGACGGAGCCAGUUCAAGUCUCACUGGAGUGCUCCCUUGGCGUGGAUGUGAAGGCUGAUGUCGUCCUCCUGGUUGAUGGAUCCUACAGCAUUGGUUUGUCCAACUUUGCUAAAGUGAGAGCUUUCCUCGAGGUGUUGGUGAACACCUUUGACAUUGGGCCGAAUAAGGUUCAGAUCAGUUUGGUCCAGUACAGCAGGGACCCUCACACUGAGUUCUACCUUAACACUCACCACGAUCUGAACGCUGUGGUCAAGGCUGUGAGGACUUUCCCAUAUCGUGGCGGCUCCACCAACACCGGCAGGGCCAUGACAUACGUGAGGGAGAGGAUCUUCCAGACUAGCAAAGGGGCACGUUCCGACGUUCCCCGUGUCACCAUCCUCAUCACUGACGGAAAGUCGUCCGACGCUUUCCAGGAUCCGGCCACCAAGCUGAGGAACGCUGAUGUGGAGAUCUUUGCUGUGGGCGUCAAGGAUGCUGUACGAAGUGAGCUUGAGGCCAUUGCCAGUGCACCUUCACAGACCCAUGUGUACACUGUUGAAGACUUUGACGCCUUCCAGAGAAUUUCCAAAGAGCUUACACAAUCCAUCUGCCUGAGGAUUGAGCAGGAACUCCGCAAGAGACAGCUGGUCCCACCGAGGUCCCUGUCCUUCUCAGAAAUCUUCCCCAGAAGCUUCAAAACUUCAUGGGAGAUAGAUGCCAGCAACGUUGAGUCCUUCUAUGUCCAGUUCAGGCCAGCAGAUGACUCUGAUGCCAAUUACAUGUCCGUGUCUGUGCCCGGGAACACCCUCACGACCGUCCUCCCCUACCUCACCCCUCUCACCCGCUAUGAAGUCAACGUUUAUGCUAAUUAUGAAAAAGGGGAAAGCUUGCCUUUAACCGGCUAUGAGACCACUUUAGAAGAACCAGGCUCUGUGGGCAACUUAAGAGUAUCUGAAGAGACAACGAACAGCUUCAGAGUGUCAUGGACGCCUGCUCCAGGAGACGUCACUCGCUACAGACUGACCUACAAACCAGCUUCAGUUGCUGAGACCACAUGGAUGGAGACGACCACAGGGGGUGCAGAGACGACAACUGUGCUGCAGGAGCUUCGGCCCAAAACCACUUACCUCGUCAUGGUCACUCCUGAGUACCAGGCUGGUUCUGGAGAACCGCGGAAGACUCAAGGCACCACCAAAGAGGAGGUGGGCCCUCCCAAAGACCUCGUCACCAGCGAUGUAACUGACAGCAGCUUUGCGGUUUCCUGGACGGCUGCUCCUGGAAACGUGGAGACAUAUCGAGUUCGGUGGAAGUCACUGUUUUCUGAGGAGGCUGGAGAGAAAACAGUGCCAGGACAUGUAACAAACACCGUGCUGGAAGGUCUGAGUCCCGAGACGCUUUACCAAGUCUCUGUGGUCGCCGCCUACGGUUACAAAGACAGCGACCCACUCACUGGACAGGAAACCACUGAUGCCACUGCUGCUGCUAAAAGCCUGACAGUGUCGGAUGAGACCGAACGAACCAUGAACGUCACAUGGAUGCCUGCACCGGGCAAGGUGGUCAACUACCGGCUGAAGUAUAGUCCCAGGGGUGGAGGCAAAGAAGUGGUCCUGAAGAUCCCUGGGGCUGUCACUUCCACCAUCAUGAAAAACCUGCAGCCCAUGACCACUUACGACAUCACUGUUCUGCCCAUCUACAAGCGCAGGGAAGGAAAAGCAAGGCAAGGAGUAGGAACGACACUGUCACCCUUUAAGGCUCCCAGGAACCUCCAGACCUCAGAGCCCACCAAGACCAGUUUCAGAGUCUCCUGGGAUCCAGCACCCGGGGAGGUUAGAGGCUAUAAAGUGACCUUUCACCCCACAGGGAAGGAUUUUGACCUGGGGGAGCUCCUGGUUGGACCCUAUGAUAACACAGUUGUUCUGGAGGAACUCAGGCAAGGAACAAAGUACUCUGUUGCUGUUUUUGGGAUGUUUGAUGGAGGGGAGAGUUUGCCUCUUGCAGGAGAGGAGAAGACAACCCUCAUUGACGAUGCUGAACCUCCUCCUCUCGAUCCUUCUGACACUCAGUGUAAGACCACAGCGAGGGCCGACAUCGUGCUGCUGGUCGAUGGUUCCUGGAGCAUCGGUCGCAUCAACUUUAAAACCAUCCGCAACUUCAUCGCUCGCAUGGUCAGCGUGUUUGACAUCGGCCCUGACAGAGUCCAGAUUGGUCUGGCUCAGUACAGUGGAGACCCAAAGACCGAAUGGCACCUGAACGCCCACCCGACCAAGGACUCUCUGCUUAACGCCAUCGCCAACCUGCCAUAUAAAGGAGGAAACACCAUGACAGGAAUGGCUCUGAACUACAUCCUCCAGAACAACUUCAAAGCCAACGUCGGGAUGCGUUCAGACUCUCGAAAAAUUGGUGUUCUGAUCACUGACGGAAAGUCCCAGGAUGAAAUCGUCUUCAACUCCCAGAACCUGAGAGACAGCGGCAUCGAGCUCUACGCUAUCGGUGUGAAGAACGCUGAUGAGAAUGAGCUGAGGUCCAUCGCCACCGACCCAGAUGAGAUUCACAUGUACAACGUCAACGACUUCCAGUUCCUGCUGGACAUUGUUGAUGACCUCACUGUUAACCUGUGUAACAGCGUCAAGGGCCCAGGUGGUGGAGUCGAGGCGGCCACCAACCUGGUGACCUCGGAGGUGACCCACCGCUCCUUCCGUGCCACCUGGACGGCACCCGACGGUCCCGUGGAGAAGUAUCGCAUCACUUACAUGAUGGUGGCUGGAGGACCCACCAUGGAGCUGAUAGUUGAUGGGACGGUGACCAGCGUAGUCCUGGAAAACCUGACCCCUCUGACCGAGUACCUCGUCAAUGUUUACUCCGUGGUUGGUGAGGAGAGCAGCGAGCCUCUGAAGGGCACCGAGACCACCUUGCCGCUGUCAGCUGUGAAGAACAUGAAUGUCUAUGAUGAGACCACAAGCACCAUGAGGGUGAGCUGGGAGGCAGCUGCUGGGGCUUCAGGCUACAUGUUGCGGUACAGACCCAUCAACGCCACAGAGGAUCAGCUGGAGAGAGAGGCUCGUGUUGGCGGAGAUGUAACAAGCACCCAGCUGGUGCAACUGAUACCCAACACAGCGUACGCCAUCACAAUUUACGCCCUGUACGGUGAAGCUGCCAGCGAACCUCUGGAGGGAAGAGGAGUCACCUUGCCCAUACCUCCUGCUGGAGUCCUGAGAAUCACUGAUGUUACUCACAGCACCAUGAGGCUCAACUGGGAUGCUGCUCCUGGAGCGGUCCGCAAAUACAUGAUCACCUACAAACCAGAGGAGGGAGACCUGAAAGAGGCUGAGGUCGAGGGUGACAUCACCACCCUAGUGCUGACCAGCCUCAUUUCCCAGACUGAGUACGACGUGGCCGUGACCCCGAUAUACGACGAGGGACCCGGAGCCCCGAUGCUUGGAACCGCCAUCACUGAUGUUGUUCCUGCUCCCAAGAACCUGCAGUUCUCUGAGGUGACCCAGAGCUCCUUCAGAGCCACCUGGGAGCAUGGAGCCCCAGAUGUGGCCCUCUACCGCAUCGGCUGGACCAAGAGGGGCGAGAACAACUACCAGUUUGCCAUCCUGAACAAUGAUGAGACCUCCAACGUUCUGCAGAACUUGGACCCCGACACUGAAUACACCGUCACCGUCACAGCUAUCUACCCAGACGAAUCUGAGAGCGAAGACUUGAUGGGAAACGAGCGUACACUGUCAAGGAGUGCAGUGGUGGAAUCUGAGCCUCCACGAAACCUGAGGGUCAUCAACGCCACCACCACCAGUCUGACCGCCAAGUGGGAACACGCCCCCGGCGCCGUCCAGAACUACAAGAUCACUUACAGGCCUGUCGCUGGAGGCGAGCCUCUUACGACGCAGGUUGGAGGGAAGAAGACGAGCGCUGUCCUGCCGAAGCUGGAGCCCGACACUCCGUACACCGUCAGCGUUGCAGCUGUAUACGCCACUGCGGUCAGCAGAGACAUCUCCGCAGAAGGAAAAACGAAACCUCUGGGCGGAGUGAGGAACCUGCAGGUGUUGAACCCGACCAUGACCACCCUGAACGUACGCUGGGAGCCGGCUGAGGGCAGAGUGAAGGAGUACAAAGUCAUCUAUGUUCCCGCCGCCGGAGGAGCUGAGAGCAUGGAAACGGUGUCAGCAGGCACAACCACAACCAUCCUGAGAGGCCUGCAGCCCGACACCCUCUACACUGUCUCUCUGGUGCCAGUUUACGCUGCAGGAGAUGGAAAGAUGAUGUCUGAAAAUGGAAAGACAAGGCCUUUGGGAGGAGUGAAGAGCUUGAUUGUGAAGGACCCCACGAUGACGUCUCUGACUGUGGACUGGCAACCAGCUGACGGAGCUGUUCGCCUCUACAAGGUCUUCUAUGUGCCGACUGCUGGUGGGCGAGAGGAGAUGGAACAAGUUCCUGCAGGCACCAACUCCAUCAUCCUCAGGAACUUGUUGCCUGAUACACAGUACACAGUGUCAGUGCUACCGGUGUACCCUGCCAGGGAAGGAAAACGCCUAUCUGAGGAUGGAAAGACAUUGCCUUUGGGUGGAGUGGGUGGAAUGAGGGUGACCAACCCGACCAUUACCACACUCACUGUAAACUGGGAUCCUGCUGAUGGCAACGUUCAGGGCUACAAAGUGAUCUAUGUUCCUGUAGAUGGUGGACUGGAGAUUGUGGAGCAAGUGUCAGAGAGCACCACCUCGACCGUCCUGGAGAAACUCCUGCCAGACACCCGAUACACCGUCACCGUGGUGCCCGUCUACGCAGAGGGAGACGGACCAACCAUUUCUGACACUGGCAAGACAAAGCCGCUGGGUUUUGUGAGGAACCUGCAGGUUACAGAUCCCACCACCAGCACCUUGAACGUACGCUGGGAGCCCCCUGAGGGAAACGUCCGCGAGUACAUCGUGAUCUGGGUGCCAACUGCUGGAGGAGACCAGGACGUGGACUCAGUGUCUGGAACCACUACCUCCACCGUCCUGAAGAACCUGGAGCCAAACACAGAGUACACCGUCACUGUGGUGCCCGUCUACCCUGAGAUGGAGGGGAAGCCCCUGUCUGAAAACGGGAAGACAAAUCCUUUGGGUGGAGUGAAGAACCUGCAGGUGAUCGACCCAACCAUCAGCACCCUGACGGUCCGCUGGGAACCAGCAGUGGGGAACGUCCGAAGCUACAAAGUCUUCUACGCUGCCCAGCCAGGAGGAGAAGAACGAAUGGAGGAGGUGUCAGGCGGCACCACCACCACCAUCCUGAGGAACCUGGACUCCGACACUCUCUACAACGUGGCCGUUGUUCCCGUGUACCCGGAUGUGGAGGGCAUCAGGCAGGCUGAGAAGGGAAAGACAAAACCUCUGGGUGGAGUGAAGAAUCUCCAGGUGACUGACCCCACCAUUAACUCCCUGAGGGUUCGCUGGGAGCCGGCCGAGGGCGACGUCAGGCAGUACCAAAUCAUCUACGUCCCCGCUGCCGGAGGAACCGACACCAUGACGCAGGUGUCUGGGAUGACGACCAACACUGUGCUGAGAGAAUUACGUCCGGACACUGAGUACAAAGUGACACUGGUGCCCAUCUACUCCGACGCGGAGGGAAAACGCAUGUCGGAGAACGGAAAGACAAAGGCUCUGGGUGGCGUGAAGAAUCUCCAAGUCACUGAUCCCACCACCAACUCUCUCAAGGUGCGCUGGGAGCCUGCGGAGGGCAACGUCCGCCAGUACCGCAUCUUCUAUGUCCCUGCAUCCGGAGGCGCCGAGGACAUGGAGCAGGUGUCUGGCGGCACUACCAACACCAUCCUCAGGAGCCUGCUGUCAGACACUCCCUACACAGUGACCGUGGUUCCAGUUUACCCAGAGGGAGAAGGUCUGCGCCAGUCCGACAAGGGAAAGACACUCCCACGCACGCCACCCAAGAACAUCCAGGUGUACAACCCCACCCCCAACAGCCUGAACGUGCGCUGGGAGCCCGCCUCAGGCCAGGUUCAGCAGUACCGGGUGGUUUAUGCCCCCCUGAGCGGCGUCAAACCCAGCGAGUCGGUCCUGGUUCCAGGGAAUACUAACAAUGCCUUCCUGGACAACCUGAUCCCAGAUACUCCGUACUCCGUCAGUGUCUCUGCUCUGUAUGCUGACGGCGUGGGAGAGCCAGUGAAGGACACCGGCAAGACAUUGCCCCGUGCUGGUCCCAGGAACAUGCGAGUGUAUGGCGCCACCACCAGCACCCUGACCAUCGCCUGGGACCACGCCGAGGGACCCGUGAGGCAGUACAAGAUCGCUUACGCUCCCAUGACUGGAGACCCUAUCACCGAAUUUACUGUGGUUCCAGGAAACAGAAACAAUGCCAGGCUGCAGAAUCUGCUCCCAGACACCCCGUACAACAUCACUGUGGAGGCCGUCUACGCCGAGGGGCCUGGAGGGUCGCUCAACGGAAACGGACGCACACUCGGCAUGUCGAGCCCCAGGAACCUUCGUGUCUCAGAUGAGUGGUACACCCGAUUCAGGGUGGCCUGGGACGCAGUACCUGCUCCUGUCCAGGGAUACAGGCUGAUCUACUCCCCUGAAGGGACAAACCAGCCCAUAGAUUUCUUCGUGGGUGACGUGACUUCUUACACUCUGCACAACCUGCAGCCUGGAACCACCUACGAUGUCAAAGUGCUGGCUCAGUACACCACCGGCAUGAGCGCACCGCUCACUGGACAGGGAACAACACUUUACCUGAACGUCACCAACAUCGAGACCUUCGACGUCGGCCACGACAAGUUCUGCAUCAAAUGGACCGCUCACAGAGCUGCCACGUCGUACCGCAUUAAACUCAACCCAGUGGACCCCUCCAGUAAAGGGCAACAUGAGAUCACCAUCCCUGCCGGCCUGCCUCAGUACUGCUUUGACGGACUGUCCCCCGAUGCUCUGUACACCGCCACUGUCUUUGUUCAGACCCCCAAUCUGGAAGGUCCAGGAGUCAGCACCAAUGAGAGAACCUUGGUGAAACCAACUCCAGUUCCAACACUCCCUCCAACUCCAACUCCUCCACCCACCAUCCCCCCUGCAUGGGCAGUUUGCAAAGGUGCCAAAGCAGAUGUUGUGUUCCUCAUUGACGGCUCGUGGAGCAUCGGUGAGGAGAGCUUCACCAAAGUCGUGCACUUCGUCUCCGGCAUGAUUGGUGCUUUUGAUGUCAUCGGACCCUCCGGAAUGCAGGUGUCGUUCGUGCAGUACAGUGACGACGCAAAGACCGAGUUCAAGCUGAACGCUUACCAAGACAAAGGUGUCGCCAUGGCCUCACUUUAUCACAUUCGCUACAGAGGAGGAAACACCAAGACAGGAGUGGCACUGAAACACACAUAUGAGAAGGCCUUUUCUAUUGAGAAUGGGAUGAGGAGGAACGUGCCCAAGGUGGUCGUAGCUAUCACUGACGGACGCUCUCAGGACGAGGUGAAGAAGAGCGCCGCCAAGCUGCAGCAUGCAGGUUACAGUGUUUUUGCCAUCGGUGUUGCUGAUGUGGAUUUUGUCGAGCUGCAGGAGAUUGGCAGCAAACCCAGCGAGAGACACGUCUUCGUCGUGGACGACUUUGACGCUUUCGACACCAUCAAAGAAAACCUGAUUACCUUCAUCUGUGAAACCGCAUCCUCAUCUUGUCCCUUGAUUUUCCUGAAUGGAUUCACUUCACCUGGUUUCAGGAUGCUCGAAGCGUUCAACCUGACAGAGAAGACCUACAGUUACACCAAAGGCGUCUCGAUGGAGCCCGGCUCCUUCAACAGUUACACAGCAUACAGACUUCACAAGAACGCCUACCUGAGUCAGCCCACUACAGAGAUCCACCCCGACGGUCUUCCCCACGCCUACACCAUCAUCCUGAUGUUCCGCCUCCUUCCCGACACGCCCACCGAGGCCUUCGACAUCUGGCAGGUGUCAAGCAAAGAUCACAAGCCAGAGACCGGCGUCACUAUCGACCCCUCCAGCCAGACGUUGUCCUUCUACAACAAAGACGAACGCGGCGAGAUCCAGAGAGUCACAUUUGACAACAGCGAAGUGAAGAAGAUGUUCCAUGGAAGCUUCCACAAGCUCCAUAUCCUGGUUUCAUCCACCGGCGUCAAACUCAACAUCGACUGCCAAGAAGUGGCUGAGAAGGAGAUCAAGGCCGCUGGAAACACAUCCAGCGAUGGCUACCAGGUUCUGGGCAAGAUGUCCAAGUCUAUCGGCUCCAAAGGACAAUCAGCAACUUUCCAGCUCCAGAUGUUCGACAUUGUCUGCAGCUUGGCUUGGACCAGCAGGGACAGAUGUUGUGACCUCCCAUCAAUGAGAGAUGAGCUGAAGUGUCCCUCUCUUCCCAACUCCUGCAUCUGCACCUCAGAGGCCACCGGGGUGCCGGGGCCUCAGGGACCAGUGGGUGCACCUGGCAGCAAAGGCCCCCGAGGUGAAAGAGGAGAGGCCGGUUCAGCUGGACCAAUGGGGCUGCGAGGAGAUAUCGGACCACCUGGGCCCAUGGGUCUUCCCGGACCUCAAGGACCAAGCGGGAUGUCGAUUCCAGGAGAGGCUGGCCGUCCUGGACCAAAGGGAGACCCUGGUGACUCAGGCUUACCUGGACAGAAAGGUUCAUCGGGUCCUCCUGGUGCUGUCGGCCCCAUUGGAGCAGCUGGAGUGAGGGGUCCACAAGGAAAGGAAGGACCGGCCGGACCCAGAGGCCCCGCAGGGCCCAUGGGACCUCCAGGAUCUCCUGGAAUACCAGGUCCUGCAGGAAAACCAGGAAAUCCCGGCGACUCUGGAGUCCCUGGUGCUCUAGGUCCCAAGGGAGACAAAGGAGAGAGAGGCGACUUUGCUCCUCAGAACAUGAUGCGAUCCAUUGCCAGACAAGUGUGUGUGCAGUUAGUCAAUGAACAAAUGACUCGCGUCAACACAUUACUGAACCAGAUCCCCAACGGCAUGUACCGCAGCAAUAGCCCGGGCCCUGCAGGGCCUCCCGGACCUCCCGGCAGGCAGGGACCCCGUGGAGAGGUGGGCGCCGCAGGAAGGAACGGUUUCCCUGGAAGUCCUGGAUUACCAGGCCAGCAGGGAGAGAGAGGUCCCGCAGGAGAGAAAGGUGAUCGAGGAACUUCAGGACUCGGACAGAAAGGACCAAGGGGGCCUGCAGGUCCACCAGGAGAAAGCAGGACAGGAUCCCCAGGAACACCAGGCUCUGCUGGACCUCGCGGUCCACCUGGACGUCCAGGCUACGCUGGAAUCCGCGGGCCUCCUGGACCUGCUGGAUACUGCGACUCUUCUCAGUGUGUUGGUAUUCCUUACAAUGGGCAAGGAUACGGAGGUUCACCAUAGUAGACUUGUUAUGCCACCUGUGCUGCUUUCACUGACUUCCUGAAAAAAACAAAAGUCCUGUAACUGAAACACUUGCUCACACACUCUAGAGCUGUUUAAAGGAUAACCGCCAAAGGAAACAAUUAACAAACUGUGCUGAAAAACAACAACAACAAAGAGGGAACCAGUACUAACAACGACUCACAGCCAGUAGAACAAAACAGCACCAGCAGCAGCGGUGAUGGCACCGACCUGUUUAGUGGCCUGUUUGCAUCUUGAAGCCAAAGACCAAACAAAGAAACCUUGAGUUGAGUGGAGGAGCAUGCACCAAACAACAACAACAAACAACCCAAACAAAUACUAACAAAGGUGGAUUUGUAACAGAGAAACCAGUGCAGCCACCGCAGCAUCACCAGCAACAGCAGCAGCAGCAACAACAACUCUGUUAACAGCAUUUCUCUCCAUGUGACAUGUAAAUAAACUAAUGUGUGCCUUGUAAAUGAUGUUUGAAUCCAGUCCACUAAAUCCACUCUUUAACAUCUGUAGUUUUAAAGCUUGUGCCUUGCAAACAACAACCUGCUGCUUGCCGAAUGCCAACAAAACCGCCUUUUUUUAUUAUUUUUUAUUUUCCUGCCCAUGUGUCUGUAGCUGUUUUAAACUGCUCAGGGCCAUACUGAACCACUUCUGCACAUGUGACCCUGGAGUUUUAGAUUUACCACUUUAUGUAAAAAACAAAAAAACAAUUCACUUUCCUUUUUUAUUGGUUUUAUUUGACAUUUCUCCCCAAACCACCUAUACCGUUUCUGUAUGGUAUAAACUGCUAACAAUGCAAUCCCAAAGAAGUCUCUCCAGGUUGAUGGUAGAAGAACUCGUACUUGAUCUUUAUGUAGAAAUGUUUUGUUUUAAUUUGUAAAUGAAAGAUUUGUGGAGAAAUGGCAGUGUUGGUAUUUCCUGUGUUGUAAAGUCACCUGACUCUGUAAUCAGACUAACACCUGAACUUUUAACAUCAGUACAAAGAGAGAACAUUAAUGAACUGCAAUGUCACCAGGGGCGUGUCCAAGGGGGCCUUGGGUGACCUGAUCCCACAGUCACUAAAUCUGAUUUGGUGGUGGCCCAACCAAUAACAGUCUAUAAGAUGCAUGCUUGAGAAAUUCUGUAGUUUUGAGAAAAUAUUACCAAGAACUCCAUCUGGUAGCGUGAUAGCAGAUGGAGUUUGCCCAGUUGUUAUUGAAGAGUGAAAAUUUCCUAAUUGUUCCCUAUGAAAUGAGUACAAAAAAAAAGCAAAUUUUCACUGUUGAGAAGCAGGAAGUUAAAUUAAUAUUUAACUUUUUUUUGUUGUAAAAAAUGACUUGAACAUUUGAUUGAUUAAUUCAAUCAAAACCUGAGAUCGACUCAUCACUUAACGUGUACUUUAAACUGACAAUACUGAUUUAAAGCUGGAGUGUGGAACUUUUAAAGUAUAGUUACAUU